This is a messenger RNA of Syngnathoides biaculeatus (alligator pipefish), 756 nucleotides long. It is a transcript of the gene noto, whose product is annotated as notochord homeobox. Gene Ontology annotation, biological process: neuron differentiation; regulation of DNA-templated transcription; central nervous system development. Gene Ontology annotation, molecular function: DNA-binding transcription factor activity, RNA polymerase II-specific; DNA binding. The coding region runs from base 37 to 705 and encodes 222 amino acids. The transcript is spliced from 3 exons. The record is from RefSeq and is a predicted model, not a curated record. NCBI's taxonomy places the organism in Eukaryota, Metazoa, Chordata, Actinopteri, Syngnathiformes, Syngnathidae.
CUUCCCCCCCCUUUUUUUUUUGUUGUUGUUGCAAACAUGCAGAUCCCGAGCAGCAUCCCCGCGGCAGCUUUCCGAUACGCGCUGCGUCCUCCGGCCCCCGCGCCCUCCUGCAAGCCCCCCGCCCGGGCUCCCGCCGCCGCUCCCGGCAAGUCGUUCACCAUCGACGCGCUGCUCGCCAAGACCGACGACGACCGCGUCUCGGAGCGGCCGAGCCGGCCCCCUCCGCUGGGCGCCGCCCUGGCUUACUACGCGCCGGCCCCGUGCGGGGUGCUGCCCGCCGGCUACUUCUGCUGCGCGCCCGUCGCCUGCCGGGGGGGCUUCUACGCGCAAGCGGCGGCUGCGGCGAUGCCGGAGGUGCACGCGUUCAAAUCCAAGGGCGGCAGGUCCAAGCGCAUGCGCACCAGCUUCACCAGCGAGCAGCUGGCGAGCCUGGAGAAGGAGUUCGCCCGGCAGCACUACAUGGUCGGCGCCGAGAGGUUCCUGCUGGCCUCCAGCCUGCACCUCACCGAAGCGCAGGUGAAAGUUUGGUUCCAGAACCGACGCAUCAAGUGGCGCAAGCAGAGUCUGGAGCAGCAGCAGGCCAAGCUGGCCAAGCUGGGCCUGGCCCCCGGCAGCCCGCCCCCCACCGGGGACCGCCGAGACCACCAAGAAGAAGAACUGGCAGACGUGGACGCGGACUCGGACCCAGUCCGGGCCUGCCGAUAAGGCCUCCCUGUACAUAUCCGCCACGGAUGGUGACGGACUAUUCAUAUUUAA